CUCCCGCUUUCACUUCCUCCGCCUGAGGAAUGAAAAGUGCGUGAAGCUGCGGACUGAGAGUCUCCCCGCAGCAGUGUGGAGCGCACUCACUGGAUGAUCACCUGCUGGAGGCGGAGUCAGCCCAACUGGGUCAUAUUGUAACCAGGACUCCACUCUGAGGACAAGAUGUCUGCCGGUGCAGGCUCCGCCCCCCGGCGCCAUCCAUGGAUCUGGUGUUUCCUGGCUCUGAUCACAGCUCCUCCAGGAGGUCAAGGGGGCGACCUGAUGGAGCCGUGUGGCGGGCGGGACUGCACCACCUGCCAGUGUUUACCUGCCAAAGGAGCCAGGGGUUUCCCAGGUCCUCUUGGUCCGCAGGGGCCUCGGGGGCCUGCAGGCUUCCCGGGCGGACAGGGACUUCCAGGGCAGAAGGGCGGUAGAGGAGCCGAGGGGCCGAUGGGAGGUCAUGGGGUAAAAGGAGAUGCUGGCCCCAUCGGUCUGCAGGGUUUUCCGGGUUUGGACGGAGUCCCGGGCCUCCCCGGCCCGGCUGGAGGGCCUGGUCAUCCAGGUCUGGACGGAUGCAACGGAACCAGAGGAAAUCAGGGGUAUCCGGGGCUUCCAGGAGAACAAGGCCCUAACGGAGAACCGGGUUUUACCGGUCCGAAGGGACUUAAAGGAGAGCCAUCGGCCAACUUCAUCCAGUACCCCGGAGCUCCUGGCGACGCCGGGCCCAGCGGACUGCUGGGUCUGCCGGGGGAAGAUGGUCUGCCGGGACCGACCGGACCCGCGGGGCCAACCGGAUCAGAUGGACCCGCUGGCUCUCCUGGUUCCCCUGGACCCAGGGGCCCGCCUGGUCAAAAAGGUCGAUUACUGCCGGGACCGAAAGGAGAGAAGGGAGACCAGGGCCCCCAGGGGCCUCCAGGGCCCUUCGAGUACAUUGACGUUCCAGAGGACUUGUACAUCAAAGGGGAGAAGGGAUCUUCAGGGAAACCAGGACAGCGUGGCGUUCAGGGACUCCAGAGUCGGGAUGCGCCGCCUGGGAUCAAAGGAGAGGUGGGGAUCGUUGGAUUUCCAGGAGCCAGAGGGGAUUCUGGUCGACCCGGCCCGUCCGGACGGAAAGGCCCCCGGGGGAUGGAAGGGAGCCAGGGCCUCCCAGGACUGAUAGGUCAAGAAGGUUUUAAGGGCUUUGCUGGUGAUCCGGGUCCCGAAGGCCCCCCUCUGAUCGAUGAUAUCACUCACAUAGGCGAGGCCGGGGACCCUGGGUUCCCCGGGAAGAGGGGCCCUCCUGGCGACAUGGGGCCAAUGGGAACGCUUGGUCCCCCAGGAUUCCCAGGAUCAUCAACACCAGGACUUAAAGGUUUUGAUGGUCCGAAGGGCCAACCUGGGUACAAAGGGGAGAGAGGAGAUCCGGGUCAGACUACGGACGAAGUGGCACACGGAGAACCUGGAAAACCAGGACAGCGGGGACAGCGAGGGCCGAAGGGACAGCAGGGCCUCCCAGGAACGGUCUGUCUUAAAGGAGACAAAGGAGGCAUGGGAGAGCCAGGUGAUGGGGGCUUUCCAGGACCGAGAGGUGAUGAUGGCUUUAGAGGUGAUCCUGGUGAAUGUCUAUGCAAAUCUACUGACCUGAAGGGCCCUCCAGGGCUUCCAGGGGCUAACGGGCUCCCAGGGUCAAUAGGGCAGCGCGGACCCCCAGGCCCCAAAGGAGAGAUGGGUUACUCUGGAGACCCAGGAGCGAAAGGGGCCCAGGGACCGAGGGGCUUCAGGGGGCCCAACGGCCAGACAGGACAAAAAGGUUUCACUGUGGCCGGCUUGAAAGGCGAGUUCAUCACAUUUACAUCUGAAAUGUUACUUCUGUUAGUUUUGUCUUAUUUCAAGUUUAUCAAGACAUUUACACUGGAAACUGGACCAAAAGCAUUUUUGCAGUGCGAUGAACGAAUGAAUCUUGUUUUCAUGUUUCAGAUUCUCAUUCUGAUUUUGUUUCCAGGUGAAAAGGGAGAAAAGGGCAAAGGGGGCCCUGAAGGGGCCCAAGGAACCUGGGGGACAGUCGGACCCCCGGGGCGCCCAGGACCACCUGGAGACCCGGGACUUAAGGGGGACAGUGUCCCUGGUUUCCCUGGAGACAAAGGCUUCCCUGGACCCCAGGGACCGAAUGGAUUCCCAGGACGGUCGGGGCCCCCUGGAGUCAGCGUGGCGGGGCCCCGUGGAGAGCGCGGGACCCCUGGGAACCCGGGACCUGAUGGAUUUCCUGGACCGCCUGGACUGAAGGGAGAUCCAGGAGACCAUGGCCUCUGGUUUUCGAAUCCCGGCCGUCAGGGGCCGAAGGGACACCGUGGACCACCAGGUAAGCCUCGUCUGAAACACCCGUAUCUUCACCUGUUAGUGCAGCUUCCUGCUCACCUGCCUCCAUCAUCAGGUGCCCCAGGUCCUCCAGGUGCUAAUGGCACCGCUGGCCUCCGAGGGCCGGAUGGGCCUAAAGGGGACCAGGGACUGUGUUACGCUCCAGGACCGCCUGGGGACCAAGGACCUCCAGGAGCUGCUGGAGAUCCUGGAGAAAAGGGAACCGACAGUUAUUGUGAUGAUGGAAGUCCAGGUUGUCCGGGGCUGCUGGGCCCCCCUGGGUCCCCCGGACCAAGAGGCAAUAUUCAGAGUGGCCCCCAGGGGCCCGAAGGCCAGCCUGGACCGCCGGGGUCCCCAGGACGUAAAGGACGCCUCGGCCCCCCGGGCAACCAGGGAGCACCAGGUCCCCAGGGGCCUUCUGGCUACCCUGGAGCGAAUGGACACAAAGGAUAUGCCGGGGCCCCUGGCCGACCAGGUCCUCCGGGGUCCACAUCAGACAAUUGUAAGGCAGGGACGCCUGGUAACAUGGGCCCUCCAGGCCCUCCGGGACCUUGUGGCCCUCAAGGACCUCGUGGCCCUCGCGGUUGUAAAGGUGAAGUUGGGGAUAAAGGUCAUUCAGCUAUUGGUCCAAAAGGCAAGAUUGGAGAACCUGGAGUUCAGGGGUCUCCAGGAACACAAGGAUGUAAGGGGCCCCAAGGCCCUGUUGGGGACACUGGCUCAAUGGGGCCCUCUGGUGGGAAAGGUCUGACUGGGCCGGAGGGCUUUGAAGGAAGGCCAGGUUUUCCAGGAAACAAGGGCAAUCCUGGAGGCUCAGGCAAGCCCGGAGAGCGGGGGCCUAAAGGACAAGAUGGAGGUCAGGGUUGUGCAGGCCCAAAGGGACCAAAAGGUCACAAAGGUUGUGCUGGUCCUCCAGGAGAACUCAUCCCCAGACCUGAAAAGGGCCCAAGAGGACCACAAGGAUGCCCCGGCGAUCCCGGAUUCUCCGGACCACGAGGAAACAAAGGUGAGGCUGGAUGCACAGGGAAUACUGGGUAUCCGGGCCCCAAUGGACCCCCAGGUUGUAGGGGACCUCAGGGACCCCGAGGGCCCCAGGGUAAGCAAGGCCCGCCCGGACCUCCAGGAACCAAAGGACAUCAAGGAUACUUCGGAUUUCCUGGGCUGAAUGGAGAACUGGGCGACUCAGGAUGUCAGGGACCCCCUGGGAGACCUGGGAGUCCAGGAUGUCGUGGACCUAGAGGUGAUAAAGGAGACGCCCUUGGUGGUCCUGGUCCACCUGGAGAUAAGGGCCAUCCUGGGAACCGAGGCCCUGAUGGCCCUUGUGGUCCUCCUGGAGAUUGUGGGCACAAAGGCCUCUGUGGGCCACAAGGACAGAGAGGAUGCAAGGGACACAAAGGAUUACGAGGAUGCCCUGGUGAACCAGGUGUGGCUGGUCCUCCAGGGCCCAGAGGUUACCAUGGGCUUCGAGGGCCUCCUGGUCGAGAUGGAGUGGACGGUCCCCCGGGGAGGGAUGGUAACCCAGGAAACAGAGGAGCUCCGGGGCCACCAGGGCUUCAUGGGUUAGACGGACUGAGUGGACAGGCAGGUGCCAUGGGGUCCAAAGGUGUAUGUCCGGACAUCAGUAAAAGUGAAAAAGGCCCUCCAGGCCCUAAAGGUCUUCCAGGUCCUUCAGGUCCACCAGGUCCCACUUGUCCACCCAAGAACGGCCCACCAGGACCGAAAGGCCCAACGGGACCCCAGGGGCCUCCAGGUGAUAGUGGACCGCCAGGUCCACCUGGAGGCGACUGUAAAAACCCAAAACCAGGGCUAUGUGGGGAUCCUGGUGAUAGGGGCCCAGAUGGAGAUCCAGGUUGUCCUGGUGAAAUGGGAGAUCCUGGUCCAAAUACACCAAACUGUGGGGACAAAGGAGACACCGGUGAUCCAGGGUGCUCAGGGCCAAAAGGACGCCAUGGAUAUCAGGGGCCACCCGGACCGCCAGGCAACCCUGGAAACCAAGGGCCCAAAGGUAUGAGAGGCGACUCGGGUUUGCUGGGCAUACCUGGAGAACAGGGUCCGAGGGGUCACCCAGGUCGCCCAGGGCCCAAAGGAAGGCCUGGGGUCAAUGGAUCAGGCGGUCCAAAAGGGCAGAAGGGCCGAAUCUUAUCGAAUGGCCCUCCCUGCUCACCAGUUAGGGGCCCUAGCGGGCCACCUGGCCCUCCUGGAGCUAGCGGAGAUCGGGGCCAGAGGGGAGAAAUUGGCCUCUUAGGGAUAAAGGGGGAUCCUGGGGCUGAUGGAGCAAUGGGACCCCAGGGGCAAGAAGGUUCCCUGGGACAGAUGGGAGAGCCAGGCCAGCCUGGAGAGAACGGAGAUCUGGGAGAAAAGGGUGAUCCGGGUCCCCCCGGUGACCCAGGUCCACCUGGGCCGACCGGAGGCAUGAAACCAGGGUUCCUGUUGGUGAAACACAGCCAAUCAAAGAAUGAACCAACAUGUCCGCCAAAUAUGCAUCCACUUUGGACUGGAUACAGCCUGCUGUACCUGGAGGGGCAGGAGAAGGCGUACUCCCAGGAUCUGGGUCAGGCCGGUUCCUGCAUUCCCGUGUUCUCCACCUUGCCGUUCUCCGUCUGCGAGACCAAAAAGUGCAAAUACGCCAAUCGAAACGACAAAUCCUAUUGGCUGUCGACGAUGAAGCCGCAACCAGACCAUCCAUUCAGAGGAGAUACCAUCAAGGAGUACAUCAGUCGCUGCGUGGUGUGUGAGGCGCCCUCUGCUGCCGUGGCCAUGCAUGACCCCAACUCCAGAGAGCCACCAAGCUGUCCCCCCAACUGGAGCCGCCUGUGGACUGGAUACUCCUUCAUCAUGUUUUCAGGUGGCGGUGAUGAGGGCGGCGGCCUCUCUCUGAUGUCGCCGGGCAGCUGCCUGUCUCAGUUCAAAGCCCAGCCCUUCGUGGAGUGCCAGGGCGCGCGGGGAACCUGCCACUUCUUCGCCAACAUCUACAGCUUCUGGCUGACCACCCAGAGCGGCACCGAGGGCGCGCUGACCGACUCCGACCAGCAGAGGGCGCACGUCGCCCAGUGCAGCGUCUGCAUCCGCAUGUGAGGCGCAGCAGGGCGGCGCUGGAGAGACUGGUGCCUUAAAGACCGAGGCGGGGCACAGGGUGAGGCUUUUAUUUUGAAGAGGAGAAACUGUGAUGAUCCCGGCUGCCGAAACGCUGAUCAGGAGCGACUGGGAGCGCAGUGGGUCCGUCACCAACAUGGCGACUGGAAAAUGGAAAGAUAUUUAGUUUUAACCUCUAAAAUGGCCGAGCUUGUGCUGACUUCCUGCAGACGGAUUUUACCAAAACAAUUUAGAGAAUAAAUACAGCAGGAUGCUGGCAGUCCUAAUUAUUAGAGUUGAAAUCAAGGAAACAGUCGAACUUAAUCAGAUUAAAGGUUAAAAAGUAACAUAAACAAAAUCAACAGCUUUAAUGAUUUCAGGUCCUCCUUUCUCUCAGUUUUCCCUCAUCAGGUGUUAAACCGGAUCAGAACCAGAUCCUUCUCUAAAGUUCACUUCAUAGCCAGAAACAGAAACUCAGGAACUUCUGGAGCUUUAAAAGUUCACAGUUCUGACAGUUCCAGCUAAAAACAGAGUUUAAAGUUUUUUAAAUGUUGCCAAAUCAUUUCCUGUUUAACACAAUUCAGCUUAAAUGUUUUUCUGGUUUUUAUCCUCAUAUUUUGUUCAUUCAGUUCAUUUUAAUUCAAAAUUCUUUAUUGAUCCCAUAGAGAAAUGAAAUGUAACUCAGAUCAUCCCAGUUUCUUCAGAGUUGGUGUUGAAGGCGAUGCUGCAGGCAGGAAGGAUCUCCAGUAGCAGUCAGGGUUCCAACGAUUCUGCAGAGGCAUCUGACUGAAGACUGCUGCUGUGUGACAUGCUAACAUGCUAAUAUGCAGGCAGCAGAGAUGAUAUUCCACAGGAACAUAUCCUGGGUGACAUCAUCAGUUGUUAGCUAGCGAUGCUAAUUCACCUCUUUUGCUUUUGCUGCUCCUCUGUAUGUCUCUGCCUGGCUGUUUGGUGAGAGAGAUGUUGGAGUAGGGGAUUCAACCCUAAAGUCAGUUGAAACUCUGGCUCGAGUUUGAACUUCUUCCAUUUUGUUUGCCAAAGAUCUCUCAUUGGCCAACACGAUGGAGGGAAGAGAUGGUCUGAACUUCCUCCUUUUCAGCUCCUCCUGGAUCUGGGGUCAAAGUUCAGGUCUUAGCUUUAGACAUGCUAACCUUCCUUUCACAAGCUAGUUGUGUCGUUGCAUGGUGUGUAUUUAUGUCCAUCAUCUGGGCGGAGCCUGACGCCCGACCCUGGCAGCCCAUUGACUGCUGCGACCUUUCUCUCCUCCUGUCAGGCACUAAGCCCCGCUUCUUCCUAGCGGCAGCAGCGACCACUCUGAUUGGUUGGCUGGGAGGCAGCAAUGGAAAACAAGUCGCUGUUUUUUGUUUUGUUGAGAACUGCGUGGAAAGCUGUGAAUAUUUUUUCAUAUCUUUGAUCCGCUUUAAUGUUUUUGAACCAAUAGAAACAACUUCCUGUUUGUUUGUGUUCAGGAUUUUCAGAGUAAAACAAAAGAAUCAAGUUCAGAACGUUAUGCAGCAGAAAAGAUCUGAGGUCCAAAACAAGAAAAAACUGGAACCAGAACUGCUUCAGAACCAGAACCGUUCUAGAACCAGAAAUGUUUUAGAAUCAGAACAACCAGAACCACUUCAGAACCAGGACCAGAACCGUUUUAGAAGUAGGAAGUGGCGCUCGUUGUGUUCCGCCUGCGUUCCUGUUGCUUUAAAUCUGGUUUUUGGGUUUUUGUCUGUUUUGGUUCCAGUUCUGGUCCUGGUUCAGUUUUCUGGUUCUGGUUCUGUUGGAUUCGUUAGUGCCCUGUAAAUAUGUUUGAUCUCAACUGUUUUAUAAGUUUUCUGUAAAUUUCAUUGGAGUAUUUAUUUAGCCUUGAAAAUAAUGCUGGUGCUAUUUCAUUUUUGUUUUUGUCUCUUAUUUUGGUAAAUGAUGACAGGAUGUAACCCCACCCUGAUCUUCCGCCAAAAUAAAGCAAUUAUCUGACAAAUAAUGGAUUUCUAACAAUUUCUCAAGUUGUGAAGCGCACUUAUAAAAUGUACAAGUUACAUUAAAGUGGAUAAAGCCCAAAGGGUCUUGGAGGACAAAUAGUGACUGAAAUUUAGAUUUAGGAAUAAAAUCUGGAGGAAUAACUAUUGUGAGACUACAGUUCCCAUGAUCCCUCUGUUUUUAUUUUGCUUUCAUUCUAAUUAAAGCUGCUGGUUAUAUUUUAUUCUCUGUAGGAGGAAACUUCCCACUAACACUCCUGAAACAUUUCUACUUCCUGCUGAUGGAAAACUCAAUAAACUGCAUCAAAAUGUCAA
Xiphophorus couchianus (Monterrey platyfish) is the source of this 7673-nucleotide messenger RNA. It is a transcript of the gene col4a4, whose product is annotated as collagen, type IV, alpha 4. Gene Ontology annotation, molecular function: extracellular matrix structural constituent conferring tensile strength. The transcript has 46 exons. Lineage: Eukaryota; Metazoa; Chordata; Actinopteri; Cyprinodontiformes; Poeciliidae. Gene Ontology annotation, biological process: extracellular matrix organization. The record is from RefSeq and is a predicted model, not a curated record. Gene Ontology annotation, cellular component: collagen trimer. The coding region runs from base 166 to 5388 and encodes 1740 amino acids.